AUGGCUCUUUCGAACCCCACGCCCGACCGAAAGAUCCAGCUCGUGCGCAUUGCACACGUUUACUACAAGCACAAAGACGUCGACGCUGCGCACCAGUUCGCCAUCGACUUCGGCUUCCAGGAGUGCAAGCGCACCAACGACAAAAUAUACUAUCGGGGGUACGGGCGCGAGCCAUACGUAUACUGCAUAGUCAAGAGCGACAAAGACGAGUUUGGCGGCGCCGCCUUCGUCGUCGAGUCGGAAGAAGAGCUGGAAUAUGCGGCCAAGGUGCUGCCGGACGCGAGCCAGGUAUAUGAGUUGAGCGAGGCGCCCGGCGGCGGCAAGUGCGUGACGUUCAAGGAGCCGGUUGAUGGCGUGCCGUUCCAUCUGGUGUACGGACAAAGUCUGGCCGACGAUGAGAAGGCGUUGCCGCAGCUGCAGUAUAACUUCCCGACAGACAAGAAGAGACCGGUGGGCAAGACGCAGCGUUUCGAGAAGAAGCCGGCGCCGGUGCAUAAACUGGGCCAUUUCGGGUUGUGCGUGACAAACUUUGCAAAGGCUCAUGACUUUUAUUUGAAGUAUUUCAAUUUCUUCUCUAGUGAGCUCAUCCAUAAUGACGCCGGUGUCAAUGUCACUGUCUUCUACCGGCUCGACCGGGGCAAGGAGCUCGUGGACCAUCACUGCUUCUUCUUCUUCGAGGGAGAAAAGGCCCCACACGUGCACCACUCUUCCUUUGAGACGCACGACUUCGACACCCAGGUGCUCGGCCACGACUGGUUGCGGCACAAGGGGUAUGAAAACUGCUGGGGAGUUGGCCGGCAUAUCAUGGGAAGCCAGAUUUUCGAUUACUGGUUCGAUCCGGCCCGCUUUGUCCUGGAACACUAUGCCGAUGGCGACUUGUUAGAUAACACUGAGCCGACAAACAACACGCUUGCUGCGCCGGACAACCUCCACGUAUGGGGUUAG
Aplosporella prunicola CBS 121167 is the source of this 945-nucleotide messenger RNA. RefSeq lists its product as uncharacterized. Gene Ontology annotation, molecular function: methylmalonyl-CoA epimerase activity. Gene Ontology annotation, biological process: L-methylmalonyl-CoA metabolic process. The transcript is spliced from 3 exons. NCBI's taxonomy places the organism in Eukaryota, Fungi, Ascomycota, Dothideomycetes, Botryosphaeriales, Aplosporellaceae. The record is from RefSeq and is a predicted model, not a curated record. Bases 1 to 945 code for a protein of 314 amino acids. Gene Ontology annotation, cellular component: mitochondrion.